AUGCUGGCUACGGUUGAUCAAGUCGUAAACAGGACAUUCGACUACAUCAUCUGCGGGGGUGGGACGGCGGGAUUGACCCUUGCUGCACGCUUGAGCGAAGACCCAAAUAUUUCGGUGCUCGUGCUGGAAGCAGGCGCAGCCAAUAUCGGCUAUCCAUCUGUCUUGGAUCCGGGCCUGUAUCUCACAAACUUCACAAAUGCCGAUUUAUGUUGGUUUCACACAACGACAGAACAAGAGAACGCUGCCAGCCGUCAAAUACGCUGGUUGAGAGGAAAGGGACUUGGCGGAAGUUCACAAAUCAACUUCCUCGGGUGGCUCAAGCCUCCUGCAGAUGAGAUUGACGCUUUCGAGAGACUCGGUAAUCCGGGAUGGAACUGGAAAAAUUACCAGAUGGCUUCGGAGCGAGUCGAAGGAUUCGCAAUUCCUGGCUAUUCAGCAUCUGACAUCGAUGAUACAAUUUUCGAGAAUGUAAAGUUGGGCGUAGAAGGGCCAGUAAAGAUAACAUAUCCGACUACCAUGGAAGAAGCGCUGGUGAAAGUUUGGAAGACAUUCCUGAAAGCCGGGCUUCCUGUUUCUUCUCGGCCAACGAGUGGAAAUGCCUACUAUCUUCCAAAUAGGGAUCGUAAGAACCUCAAUGUCCUUGUGGGCGCUGAGGUGGGCCGUAUAAUUCCUGAGAAACGUGCCGGGGGCAGUUUAACAGCAACGGGGGUGGAAUUCACCCACACUGGUCAAACAUUCUCCGCUUAUGCGCACAGGGAAGUCAUUGUAUCGGCAGGGGCGCUGAAGACUCCACAAAUCCUCGAGUUGUCUGGUAUCGGCCGGAAGGACGUACUGGAAAGCAUUGGUGUACCAGUUAAGGUAGAGCUUCCGGGUGUCGGGGAGAAUGCCCAAGACCAUGUAUCGAUGGGUGUGACAUGGGAACUACGUGACGGCAAAUCCUCAGAUACCAUUGAUCUUCUGCGGAACACCGACUUAUCUGUUGAUCAACUCCACUACGGAGCACCUCAAGCCAAGCAUACUUCUGUACGGGCUGCGCCCGUUGCUCUUGCCCCUUUGCAACUUAUAUCAGACAAAGCGGAUAUAUUGGUGGAAGUUGCGCAGACUCAUUUUUCCAACGCCGCGUACAAAGAUAGUCCGGGCCUUCACGAACAGUACGAGAUUCAGCUCGAGCGGAUGCGUGGCGGUGCCGCAAGCCACGAAUUCGCUAGUGUUUUGGGCCACUUGUCGACACCGAAUCCUCCUCUUGACGGAAAGCGAUACAGAACACAGCUAGUAAUUAACAAUAAUUGCUUUUCUCGCGGGUCAAUUCAUUGCAGGUCUGCUAACCCCAAAGAUGACCCAACAUUCGAUGGUGGCUACUUCAAUGAGUCUAUUGACCUUGAUAUCAUGGUGGAGAUGGUGAAAUUCGUAAGGGGAAUUGCUAAAAAAUCUCCUUGGAACGACAUGAUUGUCGAGGAAUCGAACCCGGGACCUGGCAUUAAAACGGACCAGCAGAUUCGUGGGAAAAUUGUAGAUCCGCAUUUCGUGUAUGGUACCACUAACAUCCGCGUAGUCGACCUCUCGAUUGUACCCCUGCAUUUUGCGGCACAUCCGCUAGCGACUGUGUAUGCGAUAGCGGAACAGGGUAAGUCACCCGAUCUUUGA
Messenger RNA from Fibroporia radiculosa, 1644 nucleotides. RefSeq lists its product as uncharacterized. Gene Ontology annotation, molecular function: flavin adenine dinucleotide binding; oxidoreductase activity, acting on CH-OH group of donors. The transcript is spliced from 22 exons. The coding region runs from base 1 to 1644 and encodes 547 amino acids. NCBI's taxonomy places the organism in Eukaryota, Fungi, Basidiomycota, Agaricomycetes, Polyporales, Fibroporiaceae. The record is from RefSeq and is a predicted model, not a curated record.